AUAAAAAGCCCCUUUCCGGGUGUCCUCGCUCUUCUCACUCCACCCGUCCACCGCGAGCGUUUCAGCUCUGAGAGCCACUCCGAGAGCAACGAAGCAAUCCCCCAGUGCUCGAUCGCUCGUUUCCCCUGUCAAUCCCUCGCCAAUGGAGCUGGAGGACUGCGAGCGGAUGAUGAUGGUACUGGACUCGUGCUUGUCUCGCAUCAAUUGGCGGCUGCAAUAUAGGUCGAAGCGUCGCCUCUUGACAGACAUACUUUGUUUAUGCACUGGACUAAGACCAGUAGUUCUGGUGGACUAUGGUGGACUACUGCCAAAACUCCAAGAGGACCUCUGCUCACUACUUCGCCUUGCUCAGGAGAAGUCAGCCAUUUUACAGCCAUUGAGAGUGAUGGUCCUAGAAGAUAUGGCAUAUAUAGUUCAUGUCAAAGAAUUUGAGGAGCAUAUUUCAUCAAGCCUGACCUUGCAGCAGCAGCUAGUUCUUCUGGACCUUGAACAAUGCCCUCCAGAGAUACUGCCGCACACAGUGGAGAACGAAAAUGCAUCAGAACUUCGUCGGGCCCAAAAAUCAUUUUCAUCAGUGUUUCCUGUUGAAGUUGGUGCAAGUGUUCUACCUGUUGUACCUUGUCCCAUGGUAAAGCCAGUGAUUGGAUCAUCAAAAUGUGAGGCUGUUGAUGUGUCUUGUAGUAGUAAGCAUACUGCUUUUCAAACAUCUUCGGCACUGGAUCUGAGUUAUAUUACAGAAGAUGCCAAGAUCGCCCUAUCAUCUGUGAAUGGGUGGCUUCUUGGUUAUCCAAUUACAUAUUUGUUCAGCAAAGAGCACGGCGAAAAAGCUAUGCGUAAUCUAUCUUUCAAGUCUAUUUAUCACUACAAGCUUUUUGCCCGCAGAAAGGGAACACUUACCUCAAAGCUCCAGGAGGAUGAGGUACUAAGGGUUCUUUCUAUUAUGACUGAAAGUCGAGGAGCAACUUUUCGAAGGCAUGCCCAAUAGGCUAUGAAGUCAAAAAUAUAUGGUUAUGACGGAUUCACAACCUAUGUGCAUGACAUCAGACUAGGGGAUUGAACCCACGAACAUACUCAUAAUCAGAGCCAUUUGGACAGACAUCUAUAUGUUAAACCUACUAGAUGAAAUAUUAUCCCUUACAUUCAACAGACAGUAAUGGGAUAUAUUCCUUGAUGUCUCGUACAGGUACAGAUAUCGGAUGAUAUCGGCUGUUUUUCAGACAUUUAUUGUGUCCUUCAUCGUUUAAAUGAAUCUAAAAACUGAUCCAUGUGCUUCGCAUGCAAAAAGAUGUAAAGCUAUUUCAUUUCGUUGCAUAUAUACCUUCCGCCUAACGAGUUUUUUUAUGCUUUACGGCAAUAUGUUCGAACCAGUUUUACAGCGCCUUGUGAUGUGGCUAAAAGAAGGGAGGAGGAGCCGUGGAUCGAGGCAUUUCUUGCUCGCAUGGAG
Phoenix dactylifera (date palm) is the source of this 1444-nucleotide messenger RNA. RefSeq lists its product as uncharacterized. The record is from RefSeq and is a predicted model, not a curated record. NCBI's taxonomy places the organism in Eukaryota, Viridiplantae, Streptophyta, Magnoliopsida, Arecales, Arecaceae.